Molecule: messenger RNA, 2153 nt
Organism: Yamadazyma tenuis ATCC 10573
Lineage: Eukaryota; Fungi; Ascomycota; Pichiomycetes; Serinales; Debaryomycetaceae
Source: RefSeq, a predicted model, not a curated record
AAGAAAAGCUUAUUUAAGUUGUUGAAAUCCCUACUUAAACCAUUGCUAUUGGCAAUUUUGUCCACCAUUGCUUAUCGAGCAUUUUAUAGGUCGUUUUGUAUCUCCCAGUCGAUGAACUCGGACGUUACUAUAGUCGGUGCAGGCUUAACAGGCCUAACAGCCGCCCUUCACUUGGCCGACGGUGGCCGGCACGUGACAAUAAUCGAAAAGGCCCUUCGUCCCGGUGGUAACUCCAUCAAGGCGUCUUCUGGAAUCAAUGGAGUGCCCACCAUGUUUCAGCCCGUCAAAGGAGAUAGCGUGAAUCUUUUUAUCCAAGACACUUUGAAAUCCGGGAAGAACUUGUGCAAUACUCAGUUGGUGGAGAUAUUGGCCAAGGAGUCCAGCGACGCCAUCUACUGGCUUAUUGAUCAGGGAAUCAAUCUUCUGACCGUGUCACAACUAGGAGGCCAUUCGAUGCCUCGAACCCACCGGGGUAACUCUAAGGUGGCUCCUGGGUACGCCAUCAUUCUGAAGCUUUUGGAACACGUUCAGAACAGCCCCAACAUUGAUAUCCAAGUUGAGUCCCAGUUGAAGCGGAUUAUCAUGAAAAACCAAAAAGUUGCAGCCAUUGAGUAUACCCAUGAUGGAACCACCCAUACUCUAACAACCUCGGAUUUAAUUCUCGCAAGCGGGGGUUACGCGGCUGAUACAGAGAUGGAUGAAUCAUUGGUUCGAAAGUAUAGGCCUGAUUUGGUGGAUUUGCCUACUACCAAUGCCGAUUCUGUUAGAGGUGAUGGCCAGAAAAUUGCCGUAAGAGAUUGCCAGGUGCAGCUUCUUGAUAUGACCGAAAUCCAAAUCAACCCCACCGGGUUUGUGGACUUUGCAAAUGUGGAUCUUAGAAAUAAGAUUUUGUGUGGUGAGCUUUUGAGAGGAAUUGGGGGAAUCUUGGUGUCACCCAUCACCUCCAAACGAUUUGUAGACGAAUUGCAAACCAGAGACAUUGUUUCUGAUGCAGUUUUCAAGAACUGCAAAAUUCCCGAAGGUGACUUCACAAAGGCCCAGAAGUACGUGUCGAUCAUCAUCAUUGACCCGGAAGACUACCACAAGGCCCAGUCUCACAUUAACUUUUAUGUUUCCAAGAAUUUGUUGUACUUUGGCACCCUUGAGGAAUUGACCCAAAAGGUUCACACUUUUAGCACCACUUUUGACGAAGAUGAGUUGAUUCAAACUUUGAAACUGUACAAUAAAGGGGUUGGUAGUGAAGGUCAAGAUGAGUUUGGAAGAAAGGUUUUUGGAGAACCUUUCUUGUCACUGAAGUUUUACUAUGGUUUCACAACCCCAUCUCUCCACUUUUCAAUGGGAGGAAUUGCAAUAAAUGAAAACGGUCAGGCGUUAAACCAGGCAAACUCGAUCAUUACUAACUUGUACGCUGUGGGAGAAAUCGCUGCUGGAGUUCACGGUAAGAACAGAUUAGGAGGCAAUUCUCUCCUUGAGUGUACGGUGUUUGGAAAGCGGGCUGCGAUGAACAUCUUAAGUGACGAAUAAUAAAGUAAAUCAUGAAAUGAGCUACUAAAACUAACGGUAAUUAUACAGAUUAAAGAAAUGAAUGUCUGGUCUACUCGGUCAACGAUGGAGAACUAUCAUCCAUCUCAUGAAGCUUGAUAGACAAAGCACGAAGGUUUUGGUCGUUCAACUUAUUGGAAGUUGGGGUCGAUGUUCCUGUUCCGGCUCCUGUUGACACAGGAGCUCCCGUAUUGGAUUUUUUCCUAUCACGUCUCUCUCUUCUAUCUCUGUUCAAGAGCUUUUCCUUGUCGAGUAUGCUUUCAUCUUGAUUAUUCCCGGUGACGAAACUCAUCAAGUUGUUUCUUCUUCUUACUCCUUCUCGGAUCCAGAACUCACUGCGGUACAACUCCCAUCCCUCUCUUAUAUCGGUAUUGAAUACUCUAGCAUUUAGCACAAGUUUCACAUCCGCUAUUCCCACCCGGGGCUGGCAUUGCAGUUGGCAUGAGACAAAGAAAACUUCUAUUUUGGAAUCCUUGUUGUGCUUGAGCGAAGGAUCAAACUUAUGAAUCAAAUUUAAUAUCGUCAUUAUCACAAACAACAGAAACUCUCGUAUCAAGUCCGAAAGUAAAUCAAUCAAGGGUGUCUUGAUCUUCACCAAUCUGACAUUAAGC